CAACCUCUUUGUAAGGUUCAUCUUUUGAUAAGGCUGUUCGUCUGCGCCAUUUAUUUUUCUUCUAGUCUCACCUAAUUGUCGAAAUGUUCAGGGCUCUGAGGAUUUUAGGUUCAACUAAAAAUAUUAUAAAUUCUUCACAACCAGCAUGUAUAAAAGUGCGACAAAUGUCCAAGGUUUCUACUGAAUCUGAUGAAGAAUUCGAUGCGAGGUAUGAAGCAUUUUUUAACAAUCCUAGCAUUGAUGGAUGGGAUGUGAGAAAAGCUAUGAAUGAUAUAUGUGGAAUGGAUUUAGUUCCUGAACCAAAGAUUGUUACUGCUGCUCUAAAGGCCUGUAGGAGGGUGAAUGAUUAUGCAUUAGCUGUUCGCUUUUUGGAAGCAGUUAAAUUUAAGUGUGGCGGAAAGGUCCAAGAAAUUUAUCCUUAUAUACUCCAUGAAAUCAAGCCUACUCUGGAUGAACUGGGUAUCGACACACCAGAAAAGUUGGGAUAUGACAAGCCAGAAUUAGCCUUAUCUAAUGUGUUUGAGAUGCAUUAAAACUUAAAACUAUGUGAAGUUAGUGAUUUAGUUCCUUAAGGAGAUUUCAAAAAUUUGUUUCCCAUCACUGUAAUUUUUCCAAAAGAAUUCUAAUCUAGUACACACUUUGUUGUUAAAAAUCAAAUAUUUUUUUUUACAAUGUGUAAAAUCUAAGUGUUAUAACUGUUGAUUAAUAAACGAUUGCUUAGACUUU
Messenger RNA from Nezara viridula (southern green stink bug), 726 nucleotides. The record is from the annotation of a GenBank genome assembly. Lineage: Eukaryota; Metazoa; Arthropoda; Insecta; Hemiptera; Pentatomidae.